This is a messenger RNA of Vigna radiata var. radiata (mung bean), 363 nucleotides long. RefSeq names its product alpha-L-arabinofuranosidase 1-like. NCBI's taxonomy places the organism in Eukaryota, Viridiplantae, Streptophyta, Magnoliopsida, Fabales, Fabaceae. Gene Ontology annotation, biological process: L-arabinose metabolic process. The transcript has 4 exons. Gene Ontology annotation, molecular function: alpha-L-arabinofuranosidase activity. The coding region runs from base 1 to 363 and encodes 120 amino acids. The record is from RefSeq and is a predicted model, not a curated record.
AUGUGUUAUGCUGGAAAUGGAAGUCUUCUAGCUGCAGUGGCUGAAGCUGCAUUUCUUAUUGGCCUUGAAAAGAACAGUGAUAUUGUAGACAUGGUUGCUUAUGCACCACUUUUUUCAAAUAUAAACGACAGGAAAUGGAUUCCCGAUGCAAUUGUGUUUGACUCUUAUCAGCUGUAUGGAACACCCAGCUAUUGGGUGCAAAAGCUUUUUGUUGAGUCUAGUGGAGCAACAUUUCUUCCCUCAACACUCAANACAAAUUCAUCUAAUCAACUAAUUGCAUCUGCAAUUACUUGGAAAAAUUCUACAGAUAACAAAAAUUACAUAAGAAUAAAGGUAAGNUUCACAAUNUUGCUAAUGUGCUAG